Molecule: messenger RNA, 2154 nt
Organism: Hippoglossus stenolepis (Pacific halibut)
Lineage: Eukaryota; Metazoa; Chordata; Actinopteri; Pleuronectiformes; Pleuronectidae
Exons: 7
Coding region: 79-888 (269 amino acids)
Source: RefSeq, a predicted model, not a curated record
CGUCAGUGGUGAACCUGUACUGGUGCGUGGACGUGUGCAGUGCGCGUCAGGCGGUUCCCGGAUGCACCAAACAGAAACAUGGAGCGGGUGGUGGUGGAGGUGCCGAUCGACAACGGUUUUUCCCUCGCCGGCCCUUCCACAACCCCACGAAAGCGUCAGGUGCGUUUUUCGGCACGGCAUGACAUCAUCCUCCUGCGGGAGGUCAUCGCCCAGAACCCCUUUGCCUCAAAAGAACCCGGAAGGAUCUGGGCCCGUGUGGGGGAAAUUAUCACCGGUGUCCUUCAAGAUGAAAACUUUGAGGUGGACGCCAGGAGGUGUCGGGAGAGGACCAUGCUGCUGCUAGACUACUACAAGAAGCAGGAUUUCCCCAGCCUGCGCAGGUUUGGAACAGAGAGGCUGUAUGCCCAGAAGGAGGAUCUGCUCCAUGAGGUUUUGGAGCUGGAGGCUGAGAAGGGGCUGCACACCAGUGGCCACGAAACAAAGUACCAGGAUGAUGAGAUGAGGAAGCAAGCCAUUGAAGAAUUAACUCUCCCCGAGCCGGACAAACCCAACAUCCACAUCGCACAGUCACCCGCUGCAGAUCAUUAUCGAGAAGAAAUCCCUGAUCUGUCAGCGGCGCCCACGGCCAAGCGCCCGUGCCAGUGCUGCUGCCAGACCUACUCUGAGAUCCUCAGCUUCCUGGAGAAACGCUCAGAGGCGGAGCAACGCCUGCGAGAGGAGGAGGUCGCCCUUCGUCGGGAGGAACUCGAGAUUCAGAGAAGUAAGAUCGCUCUGGAGAGGGAACGUCUGGGAGCCGAGAGAAAAGAGAGGGAACGGAGAUUUGAGCUGGAGAGCCAAGAGAGGCAGGUCAUCCUGGACCUGUUAAAAGAGAAGGUGCUGAAACGCUGACAGAGAGGAGCGAACCUGCAUCAUAGAAGUCAGCAUGACAACGUUGACUGCUAAAGGAAGCAGGAAAUGAAAAAAGUGAUAAUAGAGACAAAAGUGCAUUGAGAUUUCAAAUGAAGGACAGUGAUGUGGGAUGUGCCAUCGCCUUUGUUGGUCUCUACUGCCAAGCAAGAAAGCAAUGUGAGUGUGUGGAGGUACAUACGGUUUGUGUGUAUGGUGCUCAGAGAACCAAAAAAGACAGGAUUGCUCACAGCGUCUGCAUCAAUAUUUCAGCUGCACAGAAGCUGAUCCAUAUACAGUAGAUCCCAAUAGAAACCCCCAGUCUUACUCCUCGGGACACAGUCUGCAUGAGGAUUUGUCAUCUGAGAAAUUGAAAGCAGGAAAGGUUGUGGUGUCUUGGCUGUGGUGAACACCGCACUGGAGGAUUACCACAUACCAGGAUGGCUGCUUGCAGAAAAAGUGGAUUAGCAGCUUUUCCUGUGUGACCAACAGCAAUGUGUUUUCGUGAGUCCCAUUGACAGUGUACGGAACAUCGUUAUUUCUGGUGACAGGAUGGAAAAAAUUUAAGUUACAGUAGAAAAGCUGUAUAAUUAAACAAUUAACAUUAUAGAUGUGUUGCAGCCCAAGCUUCUGCAAACUUGUAGCAUUUACCAUAUCAAUGAUUGUAAACAUGCUUUGUUGAGCCACUCCUUUUAUUAGAAGUAAACUUUAUUUUACUGACUGUAAAUACACUGCACAUGGAGUAAUAUGCACUUUUGUACUGCUGAAGCUCACACUAAAACGGGCCGUGACAUGUGUGCCCAUAUUAUAUUGAUAUACAGACACUGUAUACUCUUUUUAAUGAAAGUAGAUUUAUAGCUAUAAUGUCACAUCUUAGGUGUGUCAAUUUAUUUUGCUACAAGAUUUGAUGUCAGCAUCUUGUUUAAUUUGCCAUAUAUAAAUACAGUUAACUGGCAUUGGCUAAUGUUGCAGUAGGGCCUAUUACGUAAACACGUUCUCAUUGACGAGAGCACUUUUAUUUACAUGUUCCACUGAUCCACAUGUUGUUUUUUCUGGUUAUGAGUUCUUAAAAAUAUGUUUUUUAUCACACAACAUUCUCUGCUGUGAUCUUCAGUAUAUUGUUCUAUUUUAAUGUUUUAAAUAUAAAUGCUUAAUUUGAGCCUCCCAAAUUAUUAUAUAUAAAAAAUAGCUAUGAGAUAAACAAAAAAACUAAAAUGAAAGAAUGCUAUUGAAACUUGUUAACCUAAUAAAGCCAGUUCCUUUAUGAAA